CAACCGCUGUUCCGAGCCGCCCCCCAUUCAGUUAAGCGGGGCGGGGGUGAAUGGGGAAGGCAGGUGCCCGGUUGCCAUGGUGCCCCGUUGCCAUGGUAACCGUUGCCAUGGUAACCUCCGCAGGCUGCCCCCGCACCCUGUACCGCUCCAUCCAUGAACAAAUCUUCACUUUGCCCGAAACCUGCCACAUUUACCCCGGACACGACUAUUGCGGUCACACGGUGUCCACGGUGGGGGAGGAGAAGCGGCUGAACCCGCGUUUGACGCUGAGUCUGGACGAGUUCGUGACCGUGAUGGACGGGCUGGGGCUGCCCCGGCCCCGCCUCAUGGAUGUCGCCGUUCCCGCCAAUCUCCGCUGCGGGAUCCAGGAUGACGUCGCUUAGCCCCGCCCACAGACGCUGGACACGCCCCCUCCCGCAUUCCUGGGUCCCUCCCGCACUCCUGGGUCCCUCCCGAACUCCUGGGUCCCUCCCUUGAAAUGAAAUAAACGAACGGGAUGAACAAAA
Columba livia (rock pigeon) is the source of this 506-nucleotide messenger RNA. It is a transcript of the gene ETHE1, whose product is annotated as ETHE1 persulfide dioxygenase. Gene Ontology annotation, molecular function: sulfur dioxygenase activity. Gene Ontology annotation, cellular component: mitochondrion. NCBI's taxonomy places the organism in Eukaryota, Metazoa, Chordata, Aves, Columbiformes, Columbidae. The transcript is spliced from 3 exons. Bases 51 to 383 code for a protein of 110 amino acids. Gene Ontology annotation, biological process: hydrogen sulfide metabolic process; glutathione metabolic process. The record is from RefSeq and is a predicted model, not a curated record.